Messenger RNA from Notodromas monacha, 2392 nucleotides. NCBI's taxonomy places the organism in Eukaryota, Metazoa, Arthropoda, Ostracoda, Podocopida, Cyprididae. The record is from the annotation of a GenBank genome assembly.
UCGUCGAUGUGCCGCAGAUUUAAAAGCGUACGACAUGGAGCGCUGCAAGCCGCCAACGAAGGGGAUAAGGGUGAGGUUGCCCGAGUUGCCGCUGCACAAGUCUCAUCUGGCUCAACAGAAACGGAAUGGAUUGCACAAUGAUGCAACUACGCCUGACGAUGUUCCAGCGUCGAAUCCCAGGCAAAGAGCUUUGCCCAGCAGCUACGAAGAGUUCCAGCAGUACUUGAAGCUGUUGGCAGUUUAUCCUCUGCCCCCUCCCUGGGAUUACCACUGGGACUGUUCCGACUGGGCGAAAGGGUCCGUGACUCCAUUGCCGAACAUCACGGAAGUUUCUGCUGGGGAAGUUCCUGAUUCUUCGAGCUUCCAUAGCAACGAAAGCAACGAGUCGAACGUCCCCCGUUUACCGAAGCCGGUUCUUCCUGGUCCUACUUCGGUGACGACUGGCGAGGAACAAGAUCAAGAGAUCGAGACGCUUCCCGUCCUUGACGACGUUGACGCUGAAUACGUCGGCGAAAUGACUGACUUUGACCUGGAUUCCCAAGGCGACAUUCCGUUUUCAGACGCCGGCGGACUCGACGUCAUUGAAAUUCCAUUCGCUGACGCGGAAAACGCGACGAUUAGCGGAGCCGAGUCCGUUGGUGGCGAUGAGCACCGAAUCCUGCACCCCGAUGACUACUUGCCCACUCACCACCUCACAAUGAGUGAGAACGAAACGACGGAUUCGGAAUCGGCGGCCUUGUGGCGACGUCGACCAAGAAUCGGUCCAAGAAGAGCUGUCGCCGGGUCGGCCAACCGCCGCGGGUUUGUGUCUCGGGACAGUUUUAUUGGUGCCAAUAAUGAUAAUGGAAGAGGAGGAAAUCGCACCACCGGAACUUCCGGUUCUAAUGAUGAGAAUGAUGACUUCAGAGUGUGUGACAUUGAGGAUUCGUCGGACGACACACCCUCUGCUGGGGAGUGUACGCGGUUGAUAGAGCGAUCUUGCAGCCCACCCAUACAAAUCACCAAGUUGUGAGCACACGUGUUGACAGAAGAAGUUCAGAUGCAGGUACAGGCAGUACUUGAAUAAAAAGAAAAGCUGUUCUACGUGUAAUCAGCUCCAUGUCUUUUAAAACUUUCCCUCUUGUUUUGCAUCAAGAAUUCUAUGGACGUGAACUUGAUUUUUUUUUUUUUUUUAAUUGCCGACUUUGUAUUUCUGGUGAAGAAAAAUUCGACGAUCAGCGCUUUUUUCUGAGUACUGUGAUUAGGUGGGUUCCUUGGCCGCAUAGAUUCUGAAGAGUAGCAUUUACGAACUUCUUGAAAUGAUUUUUCCAAUAAAUUCUUCAUUGAUAUUUCCAGCUUUUUUAUUUUUCCCAUUGCAUUUAUGAUAGUUCAUUUUCAUGAAAAAUUCCAGUGAGCAAGCAUUUAAUGCUGUGUGAUAUUUGCUGAACGAAUAACUUCGUGACGUGAAUGCGAUCAUGUACUUAAAAGCCUCCAUCUGAACUUCACGAAUUCAUGUCACGUUUGUCCUUGAAAGAGAUAGAAAUUCGGCGAUUAAUGCCAUCGUGAUAACGGCGCUAGUGUUUUCUUGUUUCUGUUCUUGCGUGAAAACCUCGAAUGGAAUUUGGGAGGAGAAUUCCGGCCCUUAAAGUCCAGAGCAAAAUGUGUCGUGCAGUUCGGGCAGAAAAUGGCUGUGGUGUAACUGUUUCUUGCUUGUGAGAACCGAGCGCACGACUUCCUGAUCGAGCUGAGUUUUUUUUUUUUUUUUUUGCCAUGUGGAUUUUUCGGUUCAGUUCGUUGUGCUCGGGAGGGGAUGAGACCUGUUGACCAAUUUUGAUAUGAAAGUGUUGUAUUUCUUUUGUACCCAUCGCUGAGAAACGAUAGAAAGACGCUGAAGACCUUAUUACGAGGAACAGAAUCCGUGUUCAUUCUGCUUUCCUGUUUGAAAGUUACAGUUUUUUUUCGGACGUACAAGCUUCUUUGUUUGUGUCGGUAUUAAAAAUUCCUUUUUUUUUCUUUUCUUUUUUUUGUGUUCCGCGAAUUUUUAUUUCGAUUUAUCAUGCGAGCUGUGAUGUGUCGCCUCCUCGAGGAGGGAGAUCAUUGCGUGAGAUUUUUGCAUAAAUACGGUUCCCGUUUAUCUUUGAGUGAGGGUUUAUUUCUUGCGCGAUUUCGUGUUGAAGGGUGUUAACACGAAACACAUGCCGUAUUUUUCGACUUCCAAUUUGCGAAGCUGUCGCAAAUAAAUAAAAAAUAUAUAUAUAUAUAUUCUCGCGAAGAAUCGGUUCAAGAAAGUGUUUGUUUCGUAUGACGCGGUGGCAUUGUGAUAUUCCGUAUGUGCUGCGCGAUGUUUUCUUUUUUUUUUUUUUACUUAAGAGUUUGCGUGAGUUUGACGCUGAGAGCUUUUGUUUUUCUGUGU